Messenger RNA from Hippocampus zosterae (dwarf seahorse), 3520 nucleotides. RefSeq lists its product as uncharacterized. The record is from RefSeq and is a predicted model, not a curated record. Lineage: Eukaryota; Metazoa; Chordata; Actinopteri; Syngnathiformes; Syngnathidae. Gene Ontology annotation, biological process: negative regulation of DNA-templated transcription. The transcript has 8 exons. Gene Ontology annotation, molecular function: RNA binding; metal ion binding. The coding region runs from base 275 to 2986 and encodes 903 amino acids. Gene Ontology annotation, cellular component: nucleus.
GACUUGGCAUUCAGUACCCAGUUAAUUUAGUUGCAUAGCAUAAUGUAAUCGAUUUUACUGUAGUUGUUACCACUAUGCACAUCUAUUUAUGUUUCUCAAAUCAGAACAAAAAAUUGUUGGUGCGUUGAGCAUAAAAAUUUCGAGGGACAUCGAACGCAGCAGUGCUUUGUGACGCAGAAUUUACGGGACAUUGCCACAUUGGAAUCGUAUUCUGGGGUAUACAAUUAACUGGAGGAGAGUUUUGAUUAAAACAAGUGUUAGGUUUCUUGUCAUAAUGGAUUUUACAAAUCUCUUUGCAAAUCUUUCUCACAAUGGUGCACAGAUGAAUGAUCAGCCGUCAGUUCCAGUCAGCGGCGACAUUGACAAGGUUCAAAGGAGUGUAAGAGGUAAAAGGAGAGCGAGUAGAGGCGAGCGACUUGGUCCUCGUAUAAAGAGGCAAUGUAACUGGACAAAGGCAAACAGAAGUGAUUUUGAUACAUUUUCCCAAGAUGAUCAUUCCAAGACUUUAGACUACCACGUGCAGAUCACUGACCAUGAGAAGAUGAGGGCUGGCUUCACCGAGAGGGUAGCAAACAACUGUGCCAAUGAGGCCUUGCACAGUGGCCAAAAAUGUAAAACAAACCACAGCGUGAACCAGCAACAGAAGAGAAAACGCACCAAGCACCAAAAAGGUCGACAACAGGAGCAAGGAUGGCCUCAAAAUCAAGCACGAAGCCAUCCUACAAAAAGUUCAAGGAAACCUGAAACCAGAACAGAACCCAGAAAGCAUAUGAAGAACAGAAAUAAGACUCAGCCCGUCAAAUAUUUCUCACCGGAGUUCAGGGAGCAGAACAUUGUGCUGGUGAAUGAACAAAUUGUCUGCCGACAUUUUCUUCAUGGGAAGUGCAUCAAGGGUGACAGCUGUCAAAUGCAGCACAUCGAAGCGCGUAACGAUCUCAUCAAAAAGCAUUGCAAGUAUUACCUGCAAGGAGCCUGCGUGAAAGGGGACCACUGCCCGUUUAUGCACAAUAUCCUUUGCAGUAGACCAAAUAAUGUCAUUGUGGACUACAAUUUGGUAGCAUGGAGCACGGGCGAGGCAACCAGCGUUUGGGGUAAAGUCUUGAUCCACUUCGGACUCAUGCCCGAAGUACUUCAGUUCCAUUUCCGUUGUUUCCUGAACGGCUGUGCACAUUCCUUUCCCUGCAAAUUUUUCCAUAAAAAAGGAAAGUGCUGUAAAGGAGAGGACUGUCGGUUUUCUCACGAGCCACUUAAUGACAUCACCACGCAAUUGUUGAAUGAGGUCAUGGCCUUAGAGGUGGAGUAUGCGAAGAAAAAUGAGCGGUCUUCAGUUCGGCCCGUGACAGGAGAUGAGCCAGAGGUCACGCAAGUUCCCAAUCCUGUUAUACAUCAAGAAGCAAAUGAGGGCUCUGGUGAAUUGGUACAGCCCUUCAAGUUUAACUUUUACAACAGUGCCGAACCGAAUGCAAAUAACAAGGAAACGUGUUGGGCUGAACAAGUCCGGGAUGUCACUAAAGAAGAUGCUCAGGCAUGUGAAGCAGCUUGCCAGUCUCCGUCAGUUGUCCCCUCCCCUGGGCUGCCAGUUUUAUACUCUGUUGAAGCAGUGCUGGGACUAAAGUCGUCCGCUGUCUUUAAAACUCCCUCAAGUCCAAAUCCAACCAUGCUCUCUGCCCCUCUGGCCUCCUCUGGCUGCUGCGGCUUGUCAACCCAUUGCAAAGUCCCUUACUCAGUUGACGUCCGCAUGGCAUCUAAAUCCACAGAGAUGGGUCACUCACCUACCGCUGCUGCACCAAUGCCACGGGUGGAAUCUUACACUCCCACAGGCCAGCUGAGCUCUGCGAGCCUACGUAACAAAGCCUCAGAUUUAUCACGUCCACAAAAUGAGCCUUUGAGAGAGACGACAGCCUGCCAAGUGGCUCAAGAGAUUCACUCUGAUGAUACACCAGCGCUGACUUUUACGUCGAAACUCACUCAAGCAGAGAAGUGUGCAGCAUACAUGAUAACCGGACGCACAAGACAUAAGAGCUCACUCCAUUGUCUUGAAAAAGAGGAAAAGCAGAAUCCAACAACAGACACGACGUCAUCUGUAGACUGCGCUCAACAGCUCAAGUCCAGCAAGCUAGACUUCCAAAGCCUUUUUUCUAGCCCCCCUCAUCUGUUAUCUACCCCCAAUCCGACAAAUGAUUUCUAUCCUCUUAAUCAGUCACUUCAGAGGUCCACACCGUUCCAAGAGAGUACGUCUGUUCUAACUGCACUUAUCAACGCCUCCUCGGAAUUCGCCGCUUGUGGGAAACCCAACCUUCCCCUGCAGCGCCUGUAUUCCAAAAACGCCAAAUCUGCUCUCACUUUUCCGGCACCACAGACAUAUUGUUCAAGUGGAACAACAACACAGUGUAAAACUGAGACUCCUAGCCUCCCAGCACUCGGUUAUAAUAAAACCUUGAAAACGCCAUUGAAAAGCCUUUUUGCGAGCAGCGUCCUUGACGCACCGAGUUCAACAACCUUAUCCACCCCCCGACACUUUACUGAAACAGUUUCUGCUACUCCUAAGUGGACUAAUAUCAAAUACCAAGAUUCUACCAUGAAAAUGACUGCCAAACCAGACCAGACCUGUGCAAAUUCUCUGUGCAGCCUUUUCACCACCCCUCCCUCUCCCCUCUCUCCACCAUGCGCGCCUCAAACAAACCAUUCCUAUCAGCCAGAAGAUACGGCAGCUCUUUGGUCAGGUGCCGCUCAAAGUGAAGCUCUUAUUCCCACCCUAGUCCCACAAGCAGCAUCCCGUGCAGAAAAUGACAGAUUAGUUGAUCCAAAGCAGCAGCAGCAGACUCAAGAAAAUGCUCACAGGGGGACACCCACCAGCAAACGGGCAACCCAUCAGCUGCUCCACGGCGCACAUCCACCCGUUGAUUCUUCACCAGCAGCCACUUCAAAAUCAGUCCUGAAAACACUCUUCCUGUCCCUGAGCCCGUAUCAGCAAGACAGCCAGUAAUCGAAUGGUAUUAUUCAAUAUCUAAUAUGAGAAGAGGAGACACUCUUGUUAAAUUUUAUCAUGUUCAAAGACUUCUGUAAGACUACAUGUGAGUGCAUGUAGGGAUACACAUGCACUUUGUAAUGUCACGGUUGUGCCGUAUUUAUACACACACACACACACACAUAUAUAUAUAUAUAUAUAUAUAUAUAUAUAUAUAUAUAAUUUUUUUUUACAUCUACUGCAUGUCAAGUUGGAGCACAAUGGCACUAACAUUGGCGCUUUUAAGAGCAUAAAAAUGGCCUCGCCACGUUGAGGUUUGGACUGUGUUCAAAUAACUGUAGAAAAACCUGAAGCCUCACAUAUCCUGAAAGGCAAAGGGUUGGUUGAACCAUGACAGCUUCACUUGACCCAUUUUAAGACUUUAAAAAUCAAUGUUUAUUCUCAGUACAGUUGUUUUCUUUUGUAUUACUGGAUAUUGAAUGAUAUUUUAUAGCAUGUGUUUUUUUUGUCUUUUGAGCACAUCUUAUAAAGUAAUUAAAUCUUGAAAAUCAA